AUGUUUAGUCCAGGUGGGAGCCAGCUUUUGACUUUUAAAAAUCAAAAACAUUAUUUUAGCCUCAUCUGAUCGGAAGAUUGAUGUUCAUGCGCAUGUUUUGCCCAGUGAGAUUCCAGAUUUCUCCAAGGUGAGUAGUCUCUGAUAUUUCCAGUAUCUUGCUGAUUUAGCAAUUUGGCUAUCCCGGGUUUCUGAGCCUGCAAAAGAGCGGAGAUCCGGAUGGAAAGGCGAACAUGAUGAAAGAUGGAAAACUUUUCCGAGUUGUGACCAAAAACUGUUACGAUGUGGAUGAAAGAGUUCGGGAGAUGGACAAGUGUCAUGUGAAUGUCCAAGCAAUAUCAACAGUUCCGGUCAUGUUCAAUUAUUGGGUGAGAGUUUGAUCAAAUUAUAUUAUACAUGAUUAGAUAUACAUACAUGGCAAGUCUUUGGGCUUGAAUAUCUCAAGUCUAAGUAGUAGUAUUGCUCUGAAAUUUUUAACAGUUUAACUAGAAAGACGUUGUAAUCAUCACGAAAAAUUUUGGCCUCAUUCUUAAAGGCGCAGCUGAGAUAUAGCUAGUUGAACCAAAGCCUCUCAGUAAAUAAUGUUUACCAAAAUUUUCAGGCCAAACCCGAAGACAAUGAGAUUGUAGCCCGUUUUCUCAACGACGAUAUCACUUCUCAAUGCCAGAAAUACCCUGAUCGACUAGUUCCAAUGUCAACUUUACCUCUUCAAAACAUGGACUUGGCGAUAAAGGUAGGAUAA
This is a messenger RNA of Bursaphelenchus xylophilus (pine wood nematode), 739 nucleotides long. Lineage: Eukaryota; Metazoa; Nematoda; Chromadorea; Rhabditida; Aphelenchoididae. The record is from the annotation of a GenBank genome assembly.